CAUCAAAUGCGCUACUAACUAGUAAUAUUACCGCAGCUGAAGCAUUUAGUAGUUACCCGCAUAGAUAUGGUGACAAAUCGAAAAUUAUCACUUGAGCCAAGCCAAAUAAAAUUCAAGGGCAAAACUAUAGGAUAUCGGCAUCUGCAAUGUCUACUGAUAUCCUUGACAUUUGGACUACUUUUCGCCAUGCGCGUCAACCUCUCGGUUGCCAUUGUGGCUAUGAUGGAUAAUAAGGGCGCGAAUCCAAAUUUUCCUGAGUAUGCCUGGACGCAGAAAACCAAAUCUCAUAUACUCAGCAGCUUCUUUUGCGGUUACAUUUUGGUGCAAAUUCCCGCUGGUGGCUGGGCGCGACGUUUAGGUGGUCACUUAUUACUCCUCAUGAGUAUAACGAUGAGCAGCAUUAUGGCGCUACUAACCCCGUUUAGUGUCAAUUUAGGUGGUUGGCCACUGCUAUGUGCAUUGCGCUUUUGUCAGGGCUUAUUUCAAGGCGUAACCCUUCCAACAAUUGCAACAUUAAUGUCGAAAUGGUCACCGAUUGAGGAACGUAGUGCCUUGCAAACAUAUUGCUAUUCAGGUGCACAAUUGGGCAUAGUGAUGAUGUUGGCUACCAGUGGUGUACUUUGCUCUUCCAGCUGGGGUUGGCCAAGCACAUUCUAUCUACCCGGUGUACUAGGCUUACUUGUGGCUAUACUUUGGUUUAUAUUCGGUGCGAGUACGCCGCGUGACUGUAAGCACAUUUCUGUCGAAGAACGUACUAUGAUUGAGGAGUCAUUGGGGCAUAGUAAGAAAAGCGAUGAAAUUGCACCGCAACAUGCAGUGCCGUGGAAGAAAAUAUUCACAUCGAAGCCAUUUUUGGUACUCUUAUUUACUCAUUGCACCAACAAUUGGUGCUUUUGGACGUUGCUUACCCAAAUACCAUCCUACAUUAAUAGUGUGCUCGGCAAGGAUAUCAAGAGCAAUGCAAUGCUUUCGUCGUUACCCUAUAUAACUAUGUUGGCGCUAUCGCUUGCACUCUGUCCCAUGGCGAGCUGGUUAGAGAAAUCAAAAUUAUUAAAUGCCACUGUCAGUCGUAAGAUUUUCAAUACGAUCGGUCAUUGGACACCGGUCAUAUCACUCGUAUCAUUGGGCUAUUUAAGGCCCGAUCAAGGUGAUUUGGCAGUCGCUUUGCUAACAAUAACCGUUACCAUCAACACAUUAGCGCAUUUUGGCUAUGCUGUGAAUCAUCUCGACUUGGCACCCAACUUUGCUGGUACCUUGAUGGGCAUCGCCAAUUGCUCAUCCAAUGUUAUGGGUAUCUUAGCGCCACUAGUGGUUGGCUUCAUCGUCACAGAUACGACAAACAUCUAUCAAUGGCGCAUAAUCUUCUCAUUAGCUGGUGCCAUAAGUUUUUCAGGCAAUCUUAUGUUCCUGAUAUUCGGUACAGCUAAGGUGCAACAUUGGAACGAGCCUCCUCGUAUAGUUCAAGAAACAGAACCACUAAAAGGAUUGGUCAUUGAUGUGAAGAAGACCGAUGAUGAAGCUGAGGAAGGCGAUGUUCGAGUUUAAGUGCGAUGUAAUAUGACAAAAUAUUUCUUUCGAAUUAAGUUGGUUUUCCUCAGUUUCAUAUAGUCUAUAUCGUGCAUGUAGCUAAACGGAGUUUUACACGCACAACCUAUUCCAGUAGGCGUCGAGGGGUGAUUUCUUACAUAUAGGGGUGUAGAUAGUUUUGAAAAAUCAUUUCGAAAUAGAGAAAACAAACAUUUGGUGAUAGAAAGCACUUUUUUGUUUUCUCAAAACAAUCGAAGAAAAAAAAAAUGUUUGACAUAAGUAAAACUUAUUUGGAUUACAAGCUGACUGACUACGUGGAAAUUUAAAUGGUGCGGAACGAGUUUAUUAGAAUCCAUUAUUCGGGAAACUCCCACGGUAGAUAUUCAGUGUUUUUUACUAUUUUAGAAGCCAGCAAAUUGUGAGUUUUAAUCUAAUAAGAGAUGCAGAAUCUUACAUCAUUGAAGAAUUGAAAGUUAUAUAGACUCCAUGGGAAUUGCGCAGUCACGCUAAGCGAAUUAAGCUUUAAACGCCUGAUACCAUAUACUGAUAACUAGAAGAAGCAGAUAUUAAUUUUACGAAUGCCUAAAAUUCUGACAUCGACCGUUUUUUUAUAAAAAUAUAAAGUACAAUGCACUCAUUAUAUGAAAAAAGCCUGUAAACACUUACUUAUUUCCCAACUUUGUACAAAAUUCACAAAAAUUUAACAAAUUUCAAAGAAGUAGCAUCGAAAUAUUCAACUUUUUAAUCAGAGUCUCUACUAGGUUCCACUCGACUUUGGUGUGGGUAGUUUUAAAGCGCAUUCAUUUCUAAAAUUGCAUUGGCGUAAAUUUUUCUAAAUAUUUUAAUUGUAAGUUUGAA
Messenger RNA from Anastrepha ludens (Mexican fruit fly), 2385 nucleotides. Its product is annotated as putative inorganic phosphate cotransporter. Gene Ontology annotation, molecular function: transmembrane transporter activity. NCBI's taxonomy places the organism in Eukaryota, Metazoa, Arthropoda, Insecta, Diptera, Tephritidae. The coding region runs from base 67 to 1545 and encodes 492 amino acids. The record is from RefSeq and is a predicted model, not a curated record. The transcript is spliced from 3 exons. Gene Ontology annotation, biological process: transmembrane transport; monoatomic anion transport. Gene Ontology annotation, cellular component: plasma membrane.